Molecule: messenger RNA, 1227 nt
Organism: Molossus molossus (Pallas's mastiff bat)
Lineage: Eukaryota; Metazoa; Chordata; Mammalia; Chiroptera; Molossidae
Gene: AGPAT2
Product: 1-acylglycerol-3-phosphate O-acyltransferase 2
Exons: 6
Coding region: 13-849 (278 amino acids)
Biological process (GO): phosphatidic acid biosynthetic process
Cellular component (GO): endoplasmic reticulum; membrane
Molecular function (GO): 1-acylglycerol-3-phosphate O-acyltransferase activity
Source: RefSeq, a predicted model, not a curated record
CACCGCGCGGCCAUGGACCUGUGGCCGUGGCUGAGCGCGGCGCUGCUGCUGCUGCUGCUGCUCGUGCAGCUGAGCCGCUCCGCCCGCUUCUACGCCAAGGUCUCCCUGUACUGCGCGGCCUGCUUCGUGAUGUCCAUCGUGGCCGCGGCUGUCUGCCUGCUGCGCCACGGCGGCCGGACGGUGGAGAACAUGAGCAUCAUCAGCUGGUUCGUCCGGUCCUUCAAGUACUUAUACGGCCUUCGCUUUGAAGUCAAGGACCGCCACAAGCUGACAGUGGACCACCCCUGUGUCAUUGUCUCCAACCACCAGAGCAUCCUGGACAUGAUGGGCCUCAUGGAGAUCCUCCCGGAGCGCUGCGUGCAGAUCGCCAAGCGGGAGCUGCUCUUCAUGGGCCCCGUGGGCCUGAUCAUGUACCUCGGGGGUGUCUUCUUCAUCAACCGCCAGCGCUCCAGCACCGCCAUGACUGUGAUGGCCGAAGUGGGCGAGCGCAUGGUCCAGGAGAACCUCAAGGUGUGGAUCUACCCUGAGGGCACACGGAACAACACCGGGGACCUGCUGCCUUUCAAGAAAGGUGCCUUCUACCUGGCGGUCCAGGCCCAGGUGCCCAUCAUCCCCGUGGUGUACUCCAGCUUCACGUCCUUCUACGACCCCAGGACAAAGCUCUUCACCUCAGGAACCAUCAAGGUGGAGGUGCUGGACGACAUCCCCACCAGUGGGCUCACCGUCGACGACAUCCCCCAGCUCAUGGACACCUGCCACCAAGCCAUGAGAACGACCUUCCUGCGCAUAUCUAAGGCACCCCAGGAGAACGGGGCCACCGCGGGGACUGGGGCCCAGCCAGCCCAGUAGCCACGGCUGCCAUCAGGAGGACCUGGAGGCGCGAGGGCAGGAGCUGGCUCGAGAGUGGACAGAGGGACGCGCCCAGUCCCCACGCGGGUCCCCUCCUGCAGCGUGGCGGCUGUCGCCUGGGCCCCAGAAGCAGGGGGCCCCUUCCUGUCAACUGGUUUCAGAUCCAGGUUGCUGAUGUCCCUGCUGCAGAGUCAGCUGGACACCCCACACUCUGAGGGCGGGACCCCGUCCGCCCUGUGCCUCCAGGACUGGGUGUGGGAGCAGGCAGGGCCCGACCCAAGGCCUGCAUCAGGCUGGGGAGGCGGGCUCAGGGCCAGGCCAUGGGAGCAGAGUAGGUACUGCCUGUGGCUGUUUUUUAUAAAGGACUCUUGGAAGUGC